CGAAGCUAAAACCAUAACGCGGUUAGGAUCGAAACCUAAAAAUUAAAAAAUACGAGAUUUCGAUUGGAUAUAGCACCCUCUCUCUCUCUCUCAAAAUUCGGUUACUUUACUUGUUCAGUUAAUUUCGAUGCCUUAGCCUUAAUUUCGAAGGCACAUCGUUGAGGAAAUUGAGUUCUUCAGGACGUUUACAAAGUUGGGCUGAUCAUAUUGUUUAUGUCCAGAUUUAGGGAUCAAAAACUAAUGGCAACUGCAACUAUGGCCACUGCAGCUGGUGCUGCCGCGCUUCUAUAUUACACACUGAACAAGAGAUUACAAUCAAGUAGGGUUAUAGAAGACGACGAUGAAAAUAAUGCUGAUGUACACAGUCAUGCUCCUCUAGGAAUUGAUCGAGUCUCUCAUAGACUUAUUCAGGCCCCUGCAACAUGGUUGGAGACUAUUUCGACACUGUCUGAGACUCUUAGAUUUACUUAUUCCGAGACACUAGGAAAAUGGCCCAUUGGGGAUUUGGCGUUUGGGAUUAGCUUUCUUUUGAAGAGGCAGGGAAACUUGCAUGUCGCAAGUGUAUUUGGUGGGAAAGAAAGUCUACAGAUCAAAGGGCCUGAAAUAAUUGCUGAGCUUAAAUAUUUCUUAAAUUUAUUGACUCUCUGUUGGCACUUCUCAAAAAAACCUUUCUCAUUAUUUUUGGAGGAGACUGGCUAUUCUAAAGAAGAUGUUCUCCUUCAAGAACCCAAAGCUGGGAUUUUGAAGCCAGCUUUUACAAUACUAGCUGACCAUAAAACAAAAUCUUUCCUCUUACUUAUUCGCGGGACUCACAGUGUGAAGGAUACCUUGACUGCUGCUACUGGAGCAGUGGUGCCCUUCCAUCACACUGUUGUGCAUGAAGGAGGAGUUAGUAAUUUGGUUUUAGGCUAUGCGCAUUGUGGGAUGGUUGCUGCAGCUCGCUGGAUAGCAAAACUUGCAACUUCUCCUCUCAUUAAAGCACUUGAUGAACAUCCUGAUUAUAAAAUUCAGAUAGUGGGACACUCCUUGGGUGGAGGCACUGCAGCACUUCUAACAUAUGUACUGCGUGAAAGGAAAGAACUGUCAACAGCCACCUGUGUGACAUUCGCCCCAGCUGCUUGCAUGACAUGGGAAUUGGCGGAAUCAGGCAAUGACUUUAUUACUUCAGUUAUUAAUGGAGCUGAUUUGGUGCCUACAUUCUCUGCUGCUUCAGUGGAUGACUUGCGUGUGGAGGUGACUGCUUCUGCUUGGCUGAAUGAUUUAAGAAAUCAGAUUGAGCGGACAAGAAUCCUUAGUACUGUCUAUCGAUCUGCAUCAGCUUUGGGUUCUCAUCUUCCAUCAAUUGCUAGUGCUAGAGCAAAAGUUGCAGGGGCUGGUGCAAUUUUGCGUCCAGUUUCCAAUGGAACACAGGUUGUGAUGAAGAGAGCCCAAAGCAUGGCUCAGGCAGCUUGGUCCCGUCCUUCUCUGCGGUUGUCAUCUUGGUCUUGCAUGGGGCCUCGUCGUCGAGCUACAGCUACACGUUCUUUAUCUACAGAAGAAGGGGGAUCCUUGAAAUCUUCCCCUGGAGCCGAAACUUCUGAACCUUUUCUUGCAGGUUCCAGUAAGAUCACAGCUACAGUGGUAACAGAUCUUACAGCUUCUUCAUCUGAAGCAAUGGUAUGGGAUUCAGAGAGAGAGUGUUCGCAUUCUGGUGAAACUAGUCUUCAUGUUGACAUGGAUCCUAAUCUUGAUGACGAGGAUCUCAUGGGCUGUCAUGAAGACCGUAUGACUGAAGCCGAGUUGUGGCAACAGCUUGAAAAUGAGCUUUGCAGUCGGACAGAAGACGAGGAAGCAGAUGAUGUUGCGAAGGAAAUAAGAGAAGAAGAAGCAGCAGCCAUUGCAGAGGUAGCUGAGAGCCAACCUAAUAUCCCCGUUCCAGAAACCAAGGAGGUGCACCGAUUCUUCCCCGCAGGAAGGAUCAUGCAUAUUGUCACGGUUACAUCUAACUUUACAUCUAACUUGGAACAGUCUAACUUGGAACAGUGUGAAGAUGACGACUCCAGUUCCAGCGGUGCUGACGAUGUCCGGCCAGAAGAGACGAAGGUCGGGAUAUUCCUCACCCCCAGGUCAUUGUACAGUAAACUGAGGCUUUCACAAACCAUGAUUAGUGAUCACUUCAUGCCAGUAUAUAGAAGACAAAUUGAAAAGGUUAUAGCUGAACUUGAGAAGGAAGAAGCUUCUGACAACCACCAUUCUGGUGAAAAACCUAUAGAAACAGUCUUGUAGGAUUUGCUGAGCAUACAUUGUUAGAUUUAGCCAUUUUGUUAUUACUUUCUCGUCAGCUUUUUCGUUUUCUUCUUCUGGCUGGUUUUCAGUUCACACCCUAAUUUGUAAAUCUUCAUUCCAGUUGUUGCAAAGAGAAAAGCAUAGAGAUAGGAGGAAUGUUGAGAGGUCAUAUGAUGCCUUGCCUUUGAGGGAAUCCCUUGAACUGAACUGUUCUUGUAAAUGAAAAGGUUUGGAAGUUGUGGGGUUGCUGAAGUCUCUUCAAAUCCCAUCCCCUUAGAUCUGGGUAUAAAUCAUGAUUUUUUCUUCUCUCAA
This is a messenger RNA of Diospyros lotus (date-plum), 2577 nucleotides long. RefSeq lists its product as uncharacterized. Gene Ontology annotation, biological process: lipid catabolic process. The transcript has 8 exons. Lineage: Eukaryota; Viridiplantae; Streptophyta; Magnoliopsida; Ericales; Ebenaceae. The record is from RefSeq and is a predicted model, not a curated record. Bases 214 to 2265 code for a protein of 683 amino acids.